UAUGAGAAAACCCUAAGUUUAUAUUGUAUGCAUCAUGUGUAAAUAAAGUAUUUUUCUUAAGCCUAGUUGAUUGUGCAUAAUGCCUAGAGGAGGUUAUUCCUUCUUGUCUUCAUACUAUUCUUCCUCAUUCAAACUAAGCAUAUUGCUUCCCAUCUCAAUACAAAGAAUCAUGAUUCUAGCUUAUUACUCAUCCAUUUAUCAUGAUUAUAUGAAGUAUGAACCUUUUGGUUGAAUAAAAGAUGACAGAUGAAUCCGAUAGACUGGUACCAAUAGCUAAUGUUGGAAGAAUAAUGAAGCAAAUACUACCCCCAACCGCGAAGAUCUCAAAAGGGGCUAAAGAGACUAUGCAGGAAUGUGUUACCGAGUUUAUAAGUUUUGUUACAGGAGAAGCUUCAGACAAGUGUCACAAGGAGAAUAGAAAGACAGUAAAUGGAGAUGAUAUAUGUUGGGCUCUAACAACUCUAGGGUUUGACAACUAUGGAGAAGCCAUAACAAGAUACUUGUACAAAUAUAGAGAAUUUGAAAGGGAAAAAGCUGCAAAUUGUCAAGGAAGAUCAGAAGAAGUAUUAGCUUGUGGCACUCAAGAAAGAGAUGAGCAAGAUCAAUUCUUGGAAACAUCUUCAACUUUUCCUAGCUUGGAGUUUAGAAUCAUAGAUCCCAAGUCUAAAACCCCUUUCAAAAACCCAUCUUAUGUUUGCAAAAGGUAAGUUUAAAACUACUUAUAAAUUACAAUUAAUUAUACUAGUUAGCAUUUUAGACUUUAAUUUUACUUUGUUUUGUUGCUUGCUUUACUUGUUUA
Molecule: messenger RNA, 799 nt
Organism: Amaranthus tricolor (Joseph's coat)
Lineage: Eukaryota; Viridiplantae; Streptophyta; Magnoliopsida; Caryophyllales; Amaranthaceae
Product: nuclear transcription factor Y subunit B-4-like
Exons: 2
Coding region: 240-707 (155 amino acids)
Biological process (GO): regulation of transcription by RNA polymerase II
Cellular component (GO): CCAAT-binding factor complex; nucleus
Molecular function (GO): DNA-binding transcription activator activity, RNA polymerase II-specific; protein heterodimerization activity; RNA polymerase II cis-regulatory region sequence-specific DNA binding
Source: RefSeq, a predicted model, not a curated record